Molecule: messenger RNA, 2116 nt
Organism: Onychostoma macrolepis
Lineage: Eukaryota; Metazoa; Chordata; Actinopteri; Cypriniformes; Cyprinidae
Gene: parvb
Product: parvin, beta
Exons: 14
Coding region: 336-1433 (365 amino acids)
Biological process (GO): actin cytoskeleton organization; establishment or maintenance of cell polarity; lamellipodium assembly
Cellular component (GO): cytoplasm; actin cytoskeleton; focal adhesion
Molecular function (GO): actin binding
Source: RefSeq, a predicted model, not a curated record
GGCUCAAGUCUUUUAGUUUUAAUUUUAUUCAAAUUUAAAAAAACGUCCCAACUUUUCCGGAAUUCGGGUUGUAUUAGUUUUAUAUUCUGUAAUGACGAUAGAGGUCUUCGUUAGGUGGGAGUGUGUUAUGUGUGUGUUUAGUAUCUAUGGCUGACUCUAAGGGUGUGGCUCAAGAUGUUACAACACUUUUCCAGAUAUGACUAUGCCUGACUCUGAAAAUAUAUCUGCAGUGAAAAUUUUCUCAUACUUCCUUUUUUUAUUGAUAUUACACUACAUCAGUGCUGCUUUCUGUUAAAGUCUUCACCACACCCAGAGAAAACGCUACAGCGGAGCAGAUGGCUGCGAACCCCACCAAACCAUCCGGACAGACGGGCAAGAUGAAGAAGGAUGAGUCGCUGCUGGGAAAACUGGGAGGAACGUUAGGUCGCAAAAAGAAGCCGAAAGAAGCGAGUGACCUUCAGGCAGAGGGUAAGAACGCCAUCAACGCCCCCCUCCUGCACGCCAGCCCGGAGCUGCUCCCUGAGGACACGUUGCUUGAGGAAAAUGCAGAGAGGACCAUUCUAGACCCCACGUCCAGAGAAGACCUCAAUUUUAAAGACCUCCAGAAGGUUCUCAUUGACUGGAUCAACAGUGAACUGGAGGAGGACCGAAUCAUCGUGAAAGACCUUGAGGAAGAUCUGUAUGAUGGACAGGUGCUGCAGAAACUGUUUGAGAAGCUGUCGGGUCAUAAGCUGAAUGUGGCAGAGGUGACUCAGUCCGAGAUCGGACAGAAGCAGAAACUGCAGACGGUUCUAGAAGCUGUUAAUGGAAUUCUCAGACCGCUGGACUGGAACACGGAGUGGAGUGUCGACUCAAUCCACUCUAAGAACCUGGUGUCCAUCGUGUACCUGCUGCUGGCGCUCGCCAUCUACUACGCGGCUCCCAUCCGCUUACCUGAGCAUGUGUCCGUCAAAGUGAUCGUGGUCAAGAAAAAGGAGGGAAUCCUGCAAACUGCUCAUGUGACCAAACAACUCACAAGUACCACAACAGAAAUGAUGAUCGGAAGAUCAGAACGUGAUGCUUUUGACACCUUAUUGGAUCACGCACCUGACAAACUGAAUGUAGUGAAAACGUCGCUGAUUACAUUUGUGAAUAAACACUUGAACAAACUGAACCUGGAGGUGACAGAGCUGGAAUCACAGUUUGCAGAUGGUGUCUAUCUGGUGUUACUGAUGGGACUGUUAGAAAAUUACUUUGUGCCACUGUACAACUUCUACCUCACGCCUGAAAGCUUCGAACAGAAGGUGCAUAAUGUCUCAUUUGCUUUUGAGCUCAUGCAAGAUGGUGGAUUACUGAAACCCAAAGCGAGACCAGAAGACGUGGUGAACUUGAAUCUGAAGUCAACACUCAGGGUGCUUUACAACCUUUUCACCAACUACAAGAACUCCGAGUAACACUGAAAGCGAUCUGAGGAAAGUCUCUACAUGCCUCACUGAUGCUAGGGCUUCUGUGCUCACACAUGCACACACAUCCCUGGUGUUACUUUUGUACGUAAGAAUGAAAUAUUUUGUAUUAUUUGGCUUAUUUAUGCCCAGAAUCGAAUGUAUUCAGCCUUAAUGAUGCGUCAGUGUAGCAGCUCAUUAAAAUAUUUUAUUUUUCUCGCAUUUGACUUACGCAAACGAGGCCUGCCACUGCUUUAAGCACUACACCGGAUUGACUAUUUGUCCUGGAAUGCACUGUGUAUUUUAUUCUAAUAGAAAUGCUGUAAUUAUUUCAAAUAAACAAGUACUUUCUACAUGCCGGGAUGAAUUCAUUUUGACAUUUUGAGUCUUGAUGGUCUCAAAAAAUGAAUUUAUAGAGGUUUUUUGAUUUAAAAUAAACAGUUGAGUAUCACGUUUUGAUACACAGAAUUAUUCAUGCUUAAAAACCUUGGUCUGUAUAAAUGUUUCACCUUCAUGUGUCUCACACGGGUUUAAAGAUUCAUUUGGUGGGAUUCAUUAUGACAGACCUGCACUGUACCUUUAAUUUAUUUAGUGCUGUUUGCUAGAUGAAGCAUCACUAUUAGUAUUGCUCACACUUAGUGUUACAAAUUUACAGCUGCCAGAUGAUAUACAUUAAAGGUUGACCCUUAACUUUU